AUGGAGCACAUCCCAGUCAGUGGACUCGAAAACAGUCCUGCAGUGCCUCAGUGGCCUCCUGAGUCCACCUCCUCACAGUUCUUGUAUUUGGGUGUCAGCAAUACCAGGUCGGGGGUCAGGCAGUGUCCUGUCAUCCAGGUGAGGUUGGCCUCUCAUUCAGGACACCAGAGUGACUUGUCCAGCAGCAAAUCAACUGUGGGGUCGACGAGGCAACAUCCAGUGGCGUCUCCGACUCGUCGUCUGAGAUUCGAAGAUGAGACGGAGACAGAGGCAGAGUCUCGUUACCAAGAGAGACAGCAGCAGAGGAGAUGGGCGGGGCAGCAGAGGACAGGUGUCUUGGUCUCCAGACUGAACCUGUACGUCAGUGGCCGGGCGGGGCCACCUGUACCUGAUGACAGGGGGCGGAGCCUGUGUCCGCCCCAUGUGAACCUGAGGACUGAGCCAAUCAGAGAGACCUACAUUGGCUCUGUCACACCUCAGAGCAAAUCCCCCUGGGGAGGGGGCGGGGCUGAGCAUGUCUGUAAUGUGCAGAUGAGGAGUAGAACCAGUCAGGGCACACCCACCACAGACCUACCAGUCAACCCUUAUGCUCCUGACCAACUGAGCACACCUGCCUUCAUAUGUCCCUCCCCCGCCUCUCCUCCUCUUGUGAGUGUCAGGCUCAACUGUUCAGAGGAAGAACAGGAUCUGAUGCACGACCAGGAUACGCGGGGGAGACCUGAGGGAGUCGAGCUCCACAAACAGGUCCGAUCUGGGGUAGAGCUGAGAGACCGGAGUCCCUGUGUGGAUGUGGAGGAGGGAGGAGGGAUUCAAAGGAUGAAGAACUCUUCCUCUUCCUCUUCUACUUCUUCUUUUGAGACAAGCUCAGAUGCAACAGCUGAGAGCCCAGCUCCACCCAUCCCAGAGAGCAGCAGUGAUGGACAGGUCAACCACCCAAUAAGAACAAAGCUCUACACUUCACGUCCUGAACAAUUCAGCAGCAGAGAUGAACGCUCUCGACUCUCUCUGCGUCAUCUUCUUUCCAGCGUCAGACUCAACAGGACUCGAACUGGCAGCCUGGAUCGACACAGCAUCAGGCCCCGUCCCUCAGCAUUAGACCCCGCCCCCUCCAGUUUGCUGAGGAAAUGUCCAUCAUCUCAGUCACAGAGUGAGGGGUCGCCCUUCUUCCAGUUAAGGAAGGUGUUGUCAUUUCAGAAUGUUGUCUCUGAGCAGAAGAAGAGAGAUCGUUCUACUGACUAUAGACCAGCUGCCGACACGUAACUCUCCUGUUUUACGAUUCAUUCUUCAGAGGCCAUAACCACGAAGCCAGAAAAGUUGGUAUCACUUUGGUCAGCAUCGUUUGAGCAUCAAGGACGCCGGUCGUCCAUGUUCAUUACGCUCUGUCGGUCAAGUUCUUGAUGUCGAUUCUGAUGGAAUGUUUCUGUUUGAACUGAAUCGACCAGAGACCCGACGUACGGAUUCAUCAUCAGCAAAGGAUAAGGAUGCAGUAACUCGGGUGUUUACAUGGAUGACAUGGUGGACACUGACUAAUUGUAAGCCGGUCUCCUUUCGGUCAAAGACGAGACCUUGGAGGUGAACGCGGAGAAGGUUGCGUGUCUCAGUCUGGAUCAGGUGACCCACCUGACCCGCACCAUGAACCUAUCUGCAACUGUUCGGGUCCUCCAACAUAUGAGGACAAUUUUGAGGCAACAGCAGCGCCACCUACAUUACUACAACUCAACUACAGCACCUAAACUAAGCUUCUUUACCAAAGCACAACUGUGGCAACGGGUCCAAUCAGAACACACAGAGAAAAAACUGCACCCGAUGAUGUCAUUCACAGUUUGUAUUGAUUAAGAAUCUCUGAACAAAAAAUCUAAACAAAACAUUCUACUAACUUCAAAGAGCAAAAGAAGAAAGUUCA
This is a messenger RNA of Paralichthys olivaceus (Japanese flounder), 1903 nucleotides long. The record is from RefSeq and is a predicted model, not a curated record. Lineage: Eukaryota; Metazoa; Chordata; Actinopteri; Pleuronectiformes; Paralichthyidae.